Molecule: messenger RNA, 717 nt
Organism: Dibothriocephalus latus
Lineage: Eukaryota; Metazoa; Platyhelminthes; Cestoda; Diphyllobothriidea; Diphyllobothriidae
Source: the annotation of a GenBank genome assembly
AUGCCGUCGUCACAUAGCAUCCCAGUCAACGCGGAGCAUCUCUCCGUGCCAGAGUGUCACUCUCUGUUCCACAGAUUUCUCCGUUAUUUCUUGUUCAAUAAUGGCCAGCUCUCUGAACAGUUUUUCAUCUCCGGAGAACGCGAUUCCUGCUUCUUACCGAGGGAAUUUUCCCAAAACCGACGACCGUCCUCCUGUCUUGAAUCCCUUCAGAGGCUGGAAAAGGAUUUUGUUAAUCUGGCUGCCUAUCCGGUUGACCAGUUUCUUAUUAUCCUGGGUGCCAAUACCUUGCGGCCUUUGCGCGCAGUGCUUUUGGACUUUAGCGCUUGCAUUUCCAACUCUUACACUUGCGAUGCUGAUGUGCCCGCGAGGCAGAAAUUUGCGCCCUUCUUUCAGUCUCUCACCCUGGAUCCAAAAUUUCAGGAGUUUCUCAGUCCCACCGCACCCACUCGAACGCACGUCUACUUCCGAGUGAAAGGCGACUUACAGAACCAUUUCUUCAUCCCACAUCAGACCUUUAGGCUGUCUUCCCUCAAAAAUUUGCACAUACUCUGUGUUGUCCCAGCUGUCGAAGAUACCAUGGAAUUGUCUGGUUGUGACACAACCGCGGAUUUAUCAAAGGAACCAAUUAAUGGCUUUGCGCCUGGCAAGGAUGAUGAAGAAAAGUCGCAUUUCAUCUGGUUUUCAUGCCCCUCCGUCGUAAAGGGUUCUGCGGAGUAA